AAUGAACAAUUGUGGCGACACUAUGAACUUGGCCACUCCAGAAGGAAACGAGGACUGAUUAUACAAUGAUGAAAAAGUUUCAGAAUAUUGACUAUAAAUAGAUAACAACAAAUAUUAUAUGACUCACCAACGAUAAGUUUAUUGACAAGAAAAAGAAAACACCAACUUUAAGAAAAGGAAGGCAAAACCGAAAGAAAUGGCAAAGAACAUCAACUCAGUCAGCAUCACCGUUCUCUUGUUCGUCCUCUUGGUGGCUUCCACCGAAAUCCUCAAGAGCGAGGCUCAAACAUUUUGCUUGGAGUGCGGACCGGUGCCGUUCCUAGGUACAAAUGCUGAUUGCUUUAACUGUUGCAAAACCAAAUACGGGAGUCCUCCUGUCGUUAGUGGCGUUGUUGAUGGAAGUGAGACACACUGUCAUUGCUAUUGUUGAUCCUUGAAAUAACCUCAUGCAGUCACCAUGUGUAACAUUUGUUUUCAGUCCGUGACAUGUCUGUUUGUUUAUGCUCAAACUUCUUUUGCUUCCCAAUAAAACAUCAAGGGCAAAACUUAUCACUGCUUUGCCCCAAGUUUAUGCCUAUGUUGCGUGUACUUUUGUUUCAUUAUGAAUACAAAAAGUUGUUUUGUGUUUGUA
Messenger RNA from Brassica napus (rape), 631 nucleotides. Its product is annotated as defensin-like protein 206. The record is from RefSeq and is a predicted model, not a curated record. The transcript is spliced from 2 exons. The coding region runs from base 197 to 430 and encodes 77 amino acids. NCBI's taxonomy places the organism in Eukaryota, Viridiplantae, Streptophyta, Magnoliopsida, Brassicales, Brassicaceae.